UCUCAUUGGCCCAAAGCAUGGUCGUUCGUCUCUUGAUCUGAAGAAAAGGACAUGUAAGAGCACCUCCUGUCUGUUUCAUAUCUAUUGUAGCGGUUUCCUAGGGGGCUGCUGUCCUGGGCAGUUUCGCUUUUACUUAAAAGGACAAGACUUAACAACUGUCUUUACAUGAAGAUGAAUUGACUAAAAAUAACCCCUUAGGAAAGCUUCCCUGAUCUAAUCGGAUCUUGAAAAGGGGAAAAAAUCCCAGCUGCGUCGUUGCUAGAUCUCUGGAACCAUGUCUCCCUUCAGAAGCAUUUACCAGCAGGACACUACCAGGCAGCUGGUGGUCGGUGCAGCCCUGCUGGUCCUGACUGCUUUCUACUCGCCAGUCUUUGUUCUGUCGCUGGCUCCUGUUUAUGGGUCAACGCCGUCCCAUAUCUUCCAUGGCUAUGGCGUCGCUAUUGCGGGUGCAGCUGGCUGGUUCGCAAAGGACCAUAUUCAUCGCCUGUCUGGCCGUCGAGCUGUAUAUCUGCUUCCUGUAAUUGCUUUCUGGAUUCCCUCUUUCCAGUCCUUCUUACUUCACCAGAGCUCCUCAUUUGGGAACCCAGUCGGCCCUGUUAUUACGGAAGUACUUGCGUUGUACCCCCUGGUACUGCUCUCCGUCGCCUGCGCUGGCAAGCUGGUACAAUCAGGUCUGGAUCUGAGCAGGCACGGUGAGAUUGCAGCAGAGCAUGUCCCUCUGCUGACCUCUUAUAUUGUUUACUCGGGUGGCGAGUACAUCGCCAAAGCAGUUAUCGCCAAGUGCCUAGGAACCACCUUUCUGUUCUCGCGCACCGGCCUUCAGCUCCUCAUUGCUGCUCUGUAUUCUGCCGUUAUCCCAUCCAAGAUCCUUCUCCUGGCCAUCCCGUCUAUCCUGUUCUCCUUUACCUCGAACGUGCAUCUGCCGCUUGGACGCACGACAGCUGCGCUGAACUCUGUCAUUGGCGAAGAGGGCUUCACUCUCGUGGCCCGUCAAGAUUCCAACACGGGCUACAUCUCCGUGCUGGAUAAUCUCGAUGAUGGCUUCCGGGUAAUGAGAUGUGACCAUAGCCUUCUCGGAGGACAGUGGACCAAGGGACGCCCCAACUACACUCCCCCCACCGUCAAGGAUCCUAUCUACGCCGUGUUUACCAUGCUCGAAGCUGUUCGCCUAAUUGAGCCCGAGCACGUAGAUGCAAACGCCAAAGCCCUCGUGAUCGGACUUGGAAUCGGCACAACCCCAGGCGCACUAAUCAGCCACGGCAUCGACACCACCAUCGUCGAAAUCGACCCCGUCGUGCACAAGUUCGCCGGGCAAUACUUCGGCCUCCCAUCCAACCACACCGCCGUCAUCGAAGACGCCAGAUCUUUCGUCCACCGCUCAUCCGAGUCCACUCACCCGGCACAAUACGACUACAUCGUCCAUGACGUAUUCACUGGCGGCGUCGAACCCAUUGAACUCUUCACCUACGAGUUCAUCAACAGUCUAUCUGCCCUCCUAAAAGACGACGGCAUCAUUGCCAUUAACUACGCCGGUGACCUAGCUCUCUACCCGGCCGCCCUCGCAGUCCGCACCAUCCAAGCCGUGUUCCCCUCAUGCCGCCUCUUCCGCGAGGAAGCCGCCUCCGAAGUCGGCCCCGAUUUCACAAACAUGGUAAUCUUCUGCAAGAAGACCCCCAACUCCCCGAUCCAGUUCCGGGACGCAGUCCCCGCCGAUUUCCUAGGCAGUAAGUUCCGCGCUACUUACCUUGUUCCCAAGCAUGAGAUGGAUCCCGUUCGGUUCGAGAGCAUCGAGAAAGGCGGGCGACAUGUCCUGCAUGAGAAAGAGGCCGGAAGACUUCAUAAAUACCAGGAUCGGGGAGCGUUGGAACAUUGGGCGAUUAUGAGGAAGGUGUUGCCGGAUGCGGUUUGGGAGAAUUGGUGA
This is a messenger RNA of Aspergillus ochraceoroseus IBT 24754, 1921 nucleotides long. Its product is annotated as spermidine synthase. The record is from RefSeq and is a predicted model, not a curated record. NCBI's taxonomy places the organism in Eukaryota, Fungi, Ascomycota, Eurotiomycetes, Eurotiales, Aspergillaceae. The transcript is spliced from 3 exons. Bases 275 to 1921 code for a protein of 548 amino acids.